This is a messenger RNA of Choloepus didactylus (southern two-toed sloth), 1063 nucleotides long. RefSeq names its product protein FRG1. NCBI's taxonomy places the organism in Eukaryota, Metazoa, Chordata, Mammalia, Pilosa, Megalonychidae. The coding region runs from base 223 to 999 and encodes 258 amino acids. Gene Ontology annotation, cellular component: catalytic step 2 spliceosome; striated muscle dense body; nucleolus. The transcript has 9 exons. The record is from RefSeq and is a predicted model, not a curated record. Gene Ontology annotation, molecular function: actin filament binding.
UUCGGCCUUUUGCGGUUGCCGUAGUGCCUGACAAGUAAACAGGAAGUAGAAUUUUCCUUUUAAGACUAAGUAAAAAGGUCGAAUUCACGAAAGUAUCGACUACCGCUGUUUCGUACGCAGAGAGUCCUCGUUCCGGCUCAACUUCUGUGCUUUCUGUGUCAGUUCCUGUUCCAGUCAAGGUAUUUUGUUCUGAGCCCGCUCCAUCUCUUUGUCACCAGAACCAUGGCCGAAUAUUCCUAUGUGAAGUCCACCAAACUCGUGCUCAAGGGAACGAAGGCUAAGAGUAAGAAGAAAAAGAGUAAAGAUAAGAAGAGAAAGAGAGAAGAGGAAGAAGAAACUCAGCUUGAUAUUGUUGGAAUCUGGUGGACAGUAACAAACUUUGGUGAAAUUUCAGGAACCAUAGCAAUUGAAAUGGAUAAAGGAACCUAUAUACACGCACUUGACAAUGGUCUUUUUACAUUGGGAGCCCCACAUAAAGAAGUUGAUGAGGGUCCUAGUCCUCCAGAGCAGUUUACAGCUGUCAAAUUGUCUGAUUCCAGAAUUGCCUUGAAAUCCGGCUAUGGAAAAUAUCUUGGUAUAAAUUCAGAUGGACUUGUUGUUGGGCGUUCAGAUGCAAUUGGACCAAGAGAACAAUGGGAGCCAGUUUUUCAAGAUGGGAAAAUGGCUUUAUUGGCCUCAAAUAGCUGCUUUAUUAGAUGCAAUGAAGCAGGUGAUAUAGAAGCAAAAAGCAAAACAGCAGGAGAAGAAGAAAUGAUAAAGAUUAGAUCCUGUGCUGAAAGAGAAACCAAGAAAAAAGAUGACAUUCCAGAAGAAGACAAAGGAAAUGUUAAACAGUGUGAAAUAAAUUAUGUAAAGAAAUUUCAGAGCUUCCAAGACCACAAACUUAAAGUAAGUAAAGAAGACAAUAAAAUUCUUAAAAAGGCUCGGAAAGAUGGAUUUUUGCAUGAGACGCUUCUGGACAGGAGAGCCAAAUUGAAAGCUGAUAGAUACUGCAAAUGACCAAGAGUUUUGUUUGUCUUAUCCCUUUUUUUUUUUUUCUGAAUAAAAUAUUCAGUGGAAGUGC